GCUUCAAUGGCUGCAGAACCUGUUGUUCUUGCCCAUCAAGCCAGCGAAAGACUGCUGCACCAGCCCUGCAAGUUUAGCUUGCGGGCAGGCCUACGUAACGUGGCAACGCUCUUUGCUCUCGCGGAUCCGCACGUAGUUGGAGGGACAAUGAAAGGUGUAGUGACUCGGACAGGAUGCCAAGUGGCUGCAAUCACUCGAGACAAUGUAACAGCUUUGUACUCACAUAAAAGGCUCCCUGGCGGGUCGUUGAGGGUCGCCGCUCCACGCCAUGCAGAUAUUCUCCAGCGUGUCACAGACUCCAAAGGAGCACGCCUUGCUCAUCGGUUGCCGCGUCGUCCGCUCAACCAGCGCCUUAGUCCUCGGUCUACCCAUCGCUGUAGGAUCCUACGUCCUAUGCUUCCUGCCGAGCCCGCACGGAGAAGCCUAUGCCACCGCCAACCUAAACCAGACCGCACGCAUCGGGUUGCUGGGUGCAGGCAUCAUUGCUAGCGCGGGUUUCAUAUGCGUGCUCUUCUGGUCGUUCGCCAACUGCGUCGUCUUCAAGAGGCAUAUCCGACUCACCAUUUACGCCCCGCCGAUGAAGGAAAUCCUAUGGGGAUUGUUCACCAGGAAAGGUCUCUUCAUUAGCCUGUGCUUCUGCGCCGUGCAGGGAAUGGUCGGAGCCGCGGCGCUCGAAUACGAGGAGGACGGCUAUGGUGGGACGCGCCAUCUCGACGUCGUCCAAGCUGGCCUCGCUGGUGUCGUCGGGUCGCUUUUACUUCAAAUUGCGGCUGACAUCAUCCGCCGGGUGGUGAAAAACGCUAUCCAGGCCGUGAUUGUCACGAACCAUCGUCGCGUUCGCACGCGGCCCCGAAGGCGAGCCACAUAGAGAGAUUCUGGUUAGUCAAGAAAAGGUACCACAUCACCAGUUUCCCUGUGUUAAAAUAGGCCAUAAUACACGAUAACUGUUU
Messenger RNA from Rhodofomes roseus, 950 nucleotides. RefSeq lists its product as uncharacterized. The record is from RefSeq and is a predicted model, not a curated record. The transcript is spliced from 2 exons. The coding region runs from base 269 to 868 and encodes 199 amino acids. NCBI's taxonomy places the organism in Eukaryota, Fungi, Basidiomycota, Agaricomycetes, Polyporales, Fomitopsidaceae.